CCAACUACACGACCCCGAAAAAACUUAAAACACCAACUCAAACAAGCCUGCAACAAUUAAGAUAAGAAAUAUUCAGAGUUCACAUUUUUCAGCUAAAAUGGCUGUCUCCCCUGUAGCUGCUCUCAACUCCAAGCUUUCACUUCCUUCAGGGAAGCAGCAACAGUCCAAAUUUGCUGCCCAAUCAGUGAGAGCAAUACCUAUACGCAUAUUAACUGUGGGGAAGAAUAGGUCGAAAGGAGUGCAGUUGAUAGUUGAUGAGUAUAUGAAGAAGCUCAGGAAUUAUUGUAGUGUUGAUGAUGUUCGAAUAAAAUCUAAUCCCAAAAAUGCGCGUGACGUAGUGGCUCAAAUUGAACAUGAGGACAUUGCUGUUAUGAGCCUCAUCAGGCCUGAUGAAUGGGUUGUAAUGUUGGAUGAGCGUGGUCAUGAUGUUGGAUCUGAGCAGAUGGCUUCUUUAAUCGGAGAGGCUGGAAACAAGGGAGCAUCAAGCUUACUCUUUUGCAUAGGUGGACCUUAUGGACAUGGUAGACAUUUGCGAGAGAGAGCUAACGUAUCAGUCAAACUGUCAUCCUUAGUCUUGAAUCAUGAGAUUGCGUUAGUUGUACUGAUAGAACAACUUUACAGAGGGUGGACCAUUCUUAAAGGACAGAAAUACCAUCACUAGACAUUGAACUAUUUCUUGGAAUUGGAAUGACUUCCAAAUUUCAUUCAACCACCAUCAAAGCAGCUAAACUCAGGUUUGGAAUACCUUUUUGAAGAUGACCUCGUAUAUAGAGGAUGUGCCUAACCACCCUAACGAGGAGGAGGUGGUUGCCAUGGAAUUAGUUGAGGUACUCGCAAGCUAGCCAAACACCACAGUUAUCAAAACAAAAUAAAAAGAGGAGGUGGUGGUUGAAAAAAGUGAGAGGGACCUCAUUCGUAGAUCUUAGAAGUGUUGAGGUCGUGACAUGUGGAUUGCAAAACCAGAUGAUGGUACCUCUCUCGUGAUGGUGUGUCUUGCCACGCCUACUAGUUAAGGUUUGCCUGUUCAAAUCUAACGUUGGAAUGUUGACGAGCUUGGCCCAGACAUAUUGUAUCCACCACAAUGAUCUAAUUCACCAUGCCCUCUUCACCAUUUCCAAUGAAUGGAGUAAGGUUAUGUGUAUUUAUCCUUUUUUGAGUCUUUGGAUACAAAGUUAGACAAAUAUGAUUAGAUAUUUAUUCAUUUGAAACAUUUGCCAAACUAUCUUGUAACACAAAGCUAUCAUUUUUUGAAUGAUAUUUUGUUUCUCCUA
Solanum pennellii is the source of this 1271-nucleotide messenger RNA. RefSeq names its product putative RNA methyltransferase At5g10620. NCBI's taxonomy places the organism in Eukaryota, Viridiplantae, Streptophyta, Magnoliopsida, Solanales, Solanaceae. The transcript has 7 exons. Gene Ontology annotation, biological process: rRNA processing. Bases 98 to 661 code for a protein of 187 amino acids. The record is from RefSeq and is a predicted model, not a curated record. Gene Ontology annotation, molecular function: methyltransferase activity.